This is a messenger RNA of Trachemys scripta elegans, 2334 nucleotides long. RefSeq names its product ADP-ribosylation factor-like protein 8B. The record is from RefSeq and is a predicted model, not a curated record. Gene Ontology annotation, molecular function: GTP binding; GTPase activity. Gene Ontology annotation, cellular component: lysosomal membrane. Gene Ontology annotation, biological process: protein transport; anterograde axonal transport. Lineage: Eukaryota; Metazoa; Chordata; Testudines; Emydidae.
UCAGGGCAGUUCACAGAAGAUAUGAUUCCUACAGUAGGCUUCAAUAUGAGAAAAAUAACAAAAGGAAAUGUUACCAUAAAGGUAUGGGACAUUGGGGGACAGCCAAGGUUUCGAAGCAUGUGGGAGCGCUAUUGCAGAGGAGUCAAUGCAGUUGUUUACAUGGUGGAUGCAGCAGAUUUAGAAAAAGUAGAAGCUUCGAAAAAUGAACUACACAGCUUAAUAGACAAGCCACAGUUGCAUGGAAUUCCAGUGUUAGUCCUUGGAAAUAAAAGAGACCUUCCUGGUGCACUGGAUGAAAAACAGCUAAUUGAGAAAUUAAACCUUUCAGCUAUUCAAGACCGAGAAAUCUGCUGCUAUUCUAUUUCCUGUAAAGAAAAGGAUAACAUAGACAUAACAUUACAGUGGCUUAUUCAGCACUCCAAAUCAAGGCAUUGUUGAAGAAAACUUUUGUGGAAGAUAACUUUUCCUUCCAAAUCACACUGGUCCUCAUCUGAUAUACACUACUGAAAAGAUAAGAAAUGAAACUAAAUACUACCAGGACUCACUUUCACUAGAUUUGUUAACAAAUGGAAAAUUUCGGUCAAUUAUGGCCUUUAGAAAACAAACAUACAUACAUCCAGAAUGUCUGUCUGUCUGUCCUAAAAACCUUAAUAUAAAACUGAAAAAAAUCAAUACUUUUUCUGAGCUGGAAUGUUUUGAGUUUAUGCAUGUGAAUUGUCAACUGUUUAGUAAUUUUUUUAAAUAUGAAGCUGAACGAAUAAACUGCACAAUAGAACCUGGUGUCUCUUAUUGUAAGGCGUAUUGCAGUGAUGAUGUAUAAUCAUAUGCGCACAGUAUUUAUGGUUAUGUUGCUAUUAAUUUUUAUUUUCAAUUGCCAACACUGAGUUACUUAUUCUUGAAUAUUCAGAUCUUUCUUUUUUUUUUUAAAAAAAAGAAUGCAUCAGUCAAAAUGUUGUUUAAAUGGCCAGAUGUGGGAAAGAGUGGUUUAAGAAUUUGAACAUUUAUAAUCUGGUACCAUAGUCUCAUCACAAGUAUAAAUGACUCAUAUUCAUUUGUCUUUUAUUAAAAAAAAAAAAAAAAAAAAAUCACUUUCUCCACGUUGUGGCAAAUCCCACUCCACACCCUAGUAGCAGACAUUGAGAGUGUGACUGCAGUGAAAGUGAUGUCGUCCCACCUCAUGGGUGGAACAGAAUGCCAGGGCUUCAUGCAGGGAGGUAGAUGUAUUAAAUCCCUACAACAGCUGCCCCUCAGCACCCGCAUGUAGAGGAGUAGGCUAGAGCGCAUGAAUCUGACUGCACAGAUUGACUAGCCAUUCUACCCUCAACACCCUGGGAUCUAUUGGCCAUUUCCUUCCUGAGGUUGAAGUAGCACUCCAAGUGGUUCCAGUGCUGCUGUGUGGCCUAAAAGUGGAAUAUUCUUUCCCUCCCUGGCCCCUGCAGAACUCCCCAGCACACAGCCUCGUUACUUGUGCUCUGACCUGGAAUUAGGAUUUGCUCCAUUGCCAACAGGGUAAAGAAGCUGUUAAUUCUUUUUAUAUUACUGUAUGUUCCUUAUUAUUCUUCAAUCCCAUACAUUAGUUACAUCCCUCUGCCCUGAAAUGCAUUCUUAUGGAACCUGUUCCCUAUAUACACACAUCAGUAUGAUUCUAUUAAUGGAACUUUAAGGCGUAAAUAGUGAGUAGACCUUCAGAGGUAACCAAGAAAGCUGACCAAGGGCUAAAUCUUUCCUUUAGAUGUUUGCAGGUGCAGCAGGGAGAAAAGCUAUUGGGUUUAUUGGUCUAAAGAUGGCAUGUGGACAGAUGGCUACAGCAGUCAACAUAAAGUUGUUAUAUGUUUAAGUACUACUUAAACAUUAUAUGUAUAAACGAUACAAAUGAUAAUAAUUUUAAUGCAGCUUCAGUUUGAAGAUGCUUUUUGGAUGUAGCUUUAGUGAGUCACUCCCAGUGCCAUGGUAAACAAAGCUGAUGGAAUCUUAUUUUAGUGUCAUACCAGUGCCACUGCAAUCAAGAUUGGCACUUCUGUCAAACCUCCUAUUUUCAGGGGCAUAUAGCUUGUUUGUAAAUGUUUGCAGCAUGCUGGUAUUUGCAUGCAAAGUCACAGCCUGGAAACCAUUUUGUCUAGCAGUUAAAAAUAAUGUGGCCACCUUACAACUUUGAAUAGGAAAAACAAAAUAAUAAAUGCAAGUGUCUUGGUCUGGGGUAUUUUUGUUUUCUUAUAAACAACCUUGAUUCCAAACUUGAACAAGUAACCAUAGUCUAGUAGUCUAAUUGCCUGUGGUAUUUUGAAAACGAGCACUAAUGGCCAAAUUAAUAAAUCUUGAACAGUGAUUACCAGC